CCUGUUGUCCUCAGACUGAAAAGGGAGGGAACGGAGCGAGUGGGGAGAAGUGGUGGUUCCCUCCUCCUUCUGGAUUCAGUUCCUCUCUUCUUUUGUGCCGAGAAGAUCUGACUGCGCAGCCUAAAACCUUAUGCUGUGCACGAGAGUUUGAUAAAUCACGGACCGAUUGGAACAGAACACAUGCAGACUCAGCAAAGUGCAGAAGUGGUCGGCCGUCUAAAUGGCUCUGGGAUUGUUUUCUCUGGGAAGCCUGGAGUUUCGUCAAACCAGCAUGUUCUAACUUCUCCUGAGCUGACCCAUGAGGUGGUCAUCUCCCCCGGACUUCCUACUUCUCCUCUGAGCCCCUCUAUGAGGAAGAUGGGUGAAGAAGUCAAGGGGUCAGAGAUGAAUGGAGGAGGGCCAUCAGCUCUUAGCUUUGGAUCAUACUAUGGACCUUCAGAAACACAAAGUAGAGUGUCUAAUGGAGACCGCAGUGCUUCCACUCUACCCAGAGGCUGGGCACCUGUUCGAGAAGAGAGAUUCAUCAAGUUUUCCGGGAUAGGACCUGUGGAUGAGAGCGGGAUGCCCAUCGCCUCCAGAUCUAGUGUCAACAAACCCAAAGACUGGUACAGGAGCAUGUUCAGACAGAUCCACAAGAAGCCAGAAGAGUUGGAGGACUCUGAGCCCUGGUCGUCUGAAAGCCUACGGUGGUCUGGCAGCACAGAGACAAACGAUAAAGACGACCAGAAUCUGUUCAGACUAACACCUCACGGAGCUCUGCCAGACUGGAGCGAGGAUGUUGAUAAAGUGUUAGACCCAGGGAAGCUUCAACCUCAACCACGGAGCAUCUUUGAUUUUGAACCAGGAAAGAGCUCAACCUCGGACAGCCACAGCCAGAAUCUUUUAUCCCCAAGAAAGCAGCCAGAGAAAACAAAAUCUCCUUCCAUUGAGGCCAGCUUGGCAUCCGAGUUGAGUCAAUUUGAGGCUGAACUGGACUCGGAGAUUCUGGGUCUGGAGAGGACACUUUCGCAGAAGAAGCAGCGUCGAGGCUGGGGUGAGGAGGCCAGAUCCAGGGAUCCAGUAGCUGCUCCGAACACUGGUGCACCCAUCCACAGCAAUUCAUCCUCAGCACAGCAUUUCCAGUAUUCUGGUGCAACGUCAACGCCUUCUCCUGCGUAUGCAGAAGUCGUUUCAUCAGCAAAUGAAACCAUGGAGCUUCCAUCAAAAAAAGAAGAAAAAAAGAUGAAAGCUGCAAGAGCCAGGUUUGAUUUUCAGGCUCAAUCACCCAAGGAGCUGACGCUGCAGAAAGGGGACAUUGUUUACAUCCGCAGGCAGAUAGAUGCCAACUGGUUUGAGGGCGAGCACCAUGGAAGAGCUGGCAUUUUCCCCACAUCUUAUGUAGAGAUUCUGCCUCCUACAGAGAAGCCGACGCCCAUCAGGUCUCCCAGUAUUCAGGUGCUGGACUAUGGGGAAGCUGUGGCUCUGUAUAAUUUCAACGCUGACUUACCCGUUGAGCUUUCUUUCCGGAAGGGUGAGGUGAUCAGCAUUAGCAGACAGGUUGAUGACAAGUGGCUUGAAGGCAGGAUUUCUGGAACAAACCGAAGCGGCAUCUUCCCAGCUAACUAUGUCCAGGUCAACAAGAUGCCUCGCACCAAAUUCUCUUUGGACGGUUACACACCAGGCCCCACCUCUCCCAUCCCCACUGGACCACAGAGUCCAGGACGACCACUGCAUUCCCCUUCGCCGCGAUCACCGUUGUCACAUUUCUCCCCCACUUCGCUGAGCCCAAAGCCAUCUUCACCUGUUCCGUGUGGCACCCCGGUUUCUGAGUCACACUCUCCCAUACAGACCCCUUCACCAGGUCGAACACCCUACGGCACGUACAACGCUGCUCCAUCCAACAACCACAACAGCCACUGGUCUUCUCAGAGCUCCAAAGUGAGAGCUGUGUCUCCUUCCACUCAGUCACCAGCAUACGUGCACAAAGCAGGAGCUCUGUCAACAAAUGCAUCCAGACACUCUGAUGGCUCACAGGGUGCCAUCCCAAACCAGGUUGCUCCUUCAAAUCCACCUGUCUCCUCACUGAACAACAUCAGUUCAACUGCAGCGCAACACCAACCAUAUAAAGCUGUUUACAACUACAAGCCGCAGAAUUCAGAUGAGUUGGAGCUCAGAGAAGGAGAUAUUGUACACGUCAUGGAGAAGUGUGAUGAUGGAUGGUUUGUAGGUACGUCAGAACGGACUCAUACUUUUGGAACUUUUCCUGGGAAUUAUGUGACACCUGUUUAACUUUAACUAUCACUUGUGCACACCCAUCAAGACUCACUCCCCCUCCCAAACCACGGAGCAACAGGGCCUGCAUGCUCACUCUCUUUGUCAUAAAAGAGCUCCUCCAUGGCUUCCCCUCUCACCUCCUGCACGUGUGUGCGCGCACAUCCAGAAAAUGUGUGUGUUUGUGGUGCACAGACUUAAAGGGUGUAUUCACGCACACCGAUUGAAAAGAAUGAACACAGAUGAGGCUGUUUGGAACACUAAUGAUGGACAGCUAUGGACAGCUGUAGAAUAUUUCCACAGAAGAACACUGGUUCAGAUCUUACUCUAUUAUGCAUUCAGCUUUUUCUACACAGUGCCAUCACUAUUCAGUACUGAAAUGUAUGGAUUGUUCAUAGAUUUUUGCUAGAGUAUUAAUGAUUCUCUCAAAUAUGCUCCUCAGAUCUUUGAGAAACCUGAAGGAGGUCUAAAGAAACACCACAGAGUUCUGUAAACAGCAGAAGUGUAAAGCACAUAAGGGUUCAGACAGAAUAAGAUCAGUGGACAUUCAUUGUACAUUUUAUUGCUGUUGGGAUUUUAACUUUUUUUUUUUUUUUUUUUUUUUUUUUUAAGGAGUAGUUUGCCAAUGCAAAGUAAAAAUGGACAUAUAUGGUGCAGUUAUAGAAUAUUGGUGUUUUUCACCUCUAUAAAUAAUAAAAAAAAAACUGUUUGGACUAAGCAAGAAUCUAAAUGUCUUUUCAGAAAGAUUUCUUUAGUGAAUAUUUAAAAAAAUUCUAGCAUUUCAUGCCAAAAAAAAGAAUUCAAUCUGAAAAUUUCUUUCUUACUUGUUUAUUUCUUUCCUUACUGCUACAGCUUUAGAAUUCAUCUUUUGGUUGUGAAACUAAUGUUCUUUCUUUAAAAAACAGUAUUUGAAAACGUUUCCAGAUCUGUGCUGGUCAACUAUUUUGAUACGUUUAUAUAGAGAAGAACUUGAAAGCCUGAUUGUAAGUCUUAUUUUGGAGUUUUACAUGAGAAAUGCAUGAUUAUCCUUCAAACUAUUUUGUAGAAACUGGGGAUGAUUGUACAGAUUGUGACAGUUUCUAAAAUUAAAAGUAUAAUAUAUAUAUUUGCUUCAAAUAUAUUGGAUAUAUAUGGUACACAAUUUAUAUACAUAAAAAAUAAACAAUAAAGAGUGAUAUCUAAAGUGA
This is a messenger RNA of Oryzias latipes (Japanese medaka), 3437 nucleotides long. RefSeq names its product sorbin and SH3 domain containing 3 (gene sorbs3). Lineage: Eukaryota; Metazoa; Chordata; Actinopteri; Beloniformes; Adrianichthyidae. Gene Ontology annotation, molecular function: protein binding. The record is from RefSeq and is a predicted model, not a curated record.